Messenger RNA from Zasmidium cellare ATCC 36951, 1065 nucleotides. RefSeq lists its product as uncharacterized. Lineage: Eukaryota; Fungi; Ascomycota; Dothideomycetes; Mycosphaerellales; Mycosphaerellaceae. The record is from RefSeq and is a predicted model, not a curated record. The coding region runs from base 1 to 1065 and encodes 354 amino acids. The transcript has a single exon.
AUGCCUUGCCGUCCAGCAAUCUGCUCACACUCCCUCGGCCGCGCCUGGGUCCACGACCUCCCCUCCAAACUCGACCAAGCCGCUCGGCACGGCUUCGACAUCGAGCUCUUCUACGAAGAUUUGUUCUACGUUGCUAAAGAAUUUCCCGGAGGCGCCACUCCCGAAAACCACAUCAAAGCCGCCCACGAAGUCCGAUCCUUAUGUGACGAGCGAGGUAUAUCCAUCAUCUGCCUGCAACCUUUCAUGCACUACGAUGGCCUUCGAGACCGAGAGAAGCAUGCGGAAAGGGUCGAAGAGAUGAAGCUUUGGAUCGAGCUGGCGAAGAAUCUGGGGACGAGCUUGAUUGCCAUUCCGUCGACUUGCUUGCCUGAGGAGCUUGUGAGUGGGGACCUGGAUCUCAUUACUCAGGAUAUGGUCGAGGUUGCGGAUCUUGGUGCUCCGGAAGGUAUAGAAUUCGCAUAUGAGGCGUUGUGUUGGGGAACACAUGUCGAUCUUUGGGAACGAUGCUACGAAGUCGUGUGUCGGGUAAAUCGUCCCAACUUCAAGAUCUGCUUCGAUACGUACAACUUCGCUGGACGAGUAUACGCGGACCCGACCUCGCCUGCAGGGAAGAACCCAAACGCCGACGCCGAUAUGCAAGCAUCAUUAAAGCGGCUUGUGCAGACCGUCGAUGUCAAGAAGAUCGCCUUCGUCCAAGUCGUUGACGCAGAACGAUUAUCAAAACCCCUUUUGGAAGACCACGAGUUCUACAACCCAGAGCAAUGUCCUCGAAUGAGCUGGUCGAGGAAUUGCCGGCUGUUCUACGGCGAAGAAGAUCGAGGCGCUUAUCUUCCCAUCAAGGCCAUUCUCAAGGCCCUCAUCGUGGACCUUGGCUACGAAGGCUACCUCAGUGCAGAGCUAUUUAGCCGCACACUGAUUGAGCCUCAAUCUUCAGUGCCUGAGCAACAUGCACGACGUGCGGCUAUCUCGUGGCAAAAGAUCGUUGCCGACUUCGAUCUCGACAAAAAAGAGGCCAACGGUCGUCCCCAACCAGCUCUCGAGCAAGCGCCACGCGCCCAAUUGUGA